AUGGGCGGUGGAGACGUCUCAGCUACCAAACUUCGAGAUCACUUCAUCUUCAAGAAGGCCGACGACUUCUUCCAGGAUGAGAUUGAUGGUCAGGGCUCUGGCGUAAAGCAGCCCAAGUCGGUGUCGUACAGCGAUGCCGACCAAAAGCUCCCUGACGGCAAGCUCAACCCAGCGUGUAGCCAUGGAAGAAUCUUCAGAUUCAAUGAUGGAUCUCUGCUUCUUGUUCAGUUCUUGAGGCCAAGAGUAUGGAGAAUUCGCUUUGAUCCGCAUAACACAGAGCCAUCUCACUUUUCGGACUACAACACCCGUACUCUCAUCCGAAAUACCACGACCGAGCUGAUCAGCAUCUUGGACAAGUGCGAAGAGCUCGCAUGGCAGGUUGAGCUGAUUGAAGAUGACCAAUACUACAUUUUGCAGUCGGUCGUUCAGCGGACCCCCAAUGCACCCCCUGAGAAGGAGGUUCAGCUUUGGAUUUCUCGCAAUCCUUUCCAGAUCACCGCAGUUCGUCUUUUGAAGAGCCUUGCUCCCGCUGAGGCGAGACCUGUGCCGCAGACGUUCGAGAAGGAUGUCGUCGAAAGCCUCACUCUUCCUGUGAACGAAGGUUUCCGCCCUGCUGUGAUCUGGAAGACCAAGCCAAGGGGUUUGCUUUAUGGCGAGCACUCUGCUAUCUUGUGCCUGGACAAGUCCAUUACGGCUGAUUAUAUGGGCUUUGGCGAGCAAGGUGGCAAAGACCUCUUCAAGAAAAAGACGUACAUGAACUACUUCAACUUUGACAAUAUGAGGUACCAGAACGUCUACGGCGUCGGUCCCUUGGAUGAUCGUGAGCCUCUCUAUCACUCGGAACCGUACUGGAUUGAGGUGGACGCCCAACCGGGUUAUCAAACCCAGAUCGGAACCUUCAUCGACAACUACUCCCAGAUCUGUGUGGACAUUGGCAUGAAGGACCCAACUCAGCUUCGUGUGGCGACGCGUUUCAAUAGUUUCCAGGGCAUCUUCUUCGCCGGAGACAGCAUUCAGGAAGUCAUUCAGCUAUACACCUCUGUCGUCGGCAAGCCGAAGCUCAAGCCCCGAUACGUCCUAGGUUAUCAUCAGGGGUGUUACGGCUAUGAUACGCAAGAGAUGGUCCUGGACGCUGUCCAUCGAUACCGACAGGCCAACUUCCCGAUUGAUGGUAUGCAUAUUGAUGUCGAUAUGCAGGAUGACUACCGCACCUUCACCAUCGACAAGCGUCCGGGUCACUUCCCCAACCCGGAGUGGAUGUUUUCUGAGCUGCGCAGGCUCGGUGUCAAGUGCAGCACCAACAUCACGCCAUACAUCAGCAAUGUUCCCUCUAGCUCGUACAACACGUUGAAUGAAGGCCUCGAGAACCAAUACUUCCUCAAGGAUGAGCGAGAGCUGGAUCCUUCAGCCCCUGGCGCUCUCGAGCAGCGGUACAUUCAGUACGGCACCAGCAACCUUUACUUCACCAAUCCCAACACGGACAAGCCUGACUACUGGGAUGGAGAUGACUACACCUUCUCCAACAGCUUUAACAAGAGUGUCCCCUUCCAUGGCGGCGUCUACUACGGCUGGAAGAAUGGCCACCCUGGACACUACCCCAACUUGAACAACAAGGCCGUCCGCUACUGGUGGGGCAAGCAGUACGAGUAUCUCUUCGAAACCGGCCUGGACUUUGUCUGGCAGGACAUGACUCAGCCCUGCAUCGCCGAGCAGUAUGGUGAUAUGAAGUCCUUGCCCUUCCGCUUGCUCUUGGAUUCCGAUGGGUGGUCCGGCGACCCCAAAGCCGCCGACAAGAAGAAGGCCAUUGAGAUCUGGUCUUUGUACAGCUACAACCUGCACAAGGCCACUUAUCACGGCCUCAACCACUUGCACAUGAAGACCAAGGACAAGAAGAACGACAAGCUCGCGUGGCGCGAGAACCGACGCAACUUCAUCAUCGGACGCGGCAGCUUCGCCGGUAGCCACCGCUUCGCUGGGCUCUGGACUGGUGACAACUCGUCGACCUGGGAGUUCCUCCGCAUCUCUGUUGCGCAGGUCCUCGCUCUGGGACUGUCCGGCGUCACCAUCUCUGGUGCUGAUGUCGGUGGAUUCGAGUUCAUCGAGUCUGAGAGAAACUACCCCAACCCAGAGCUGAUUAUUCGCUGGUACGGGGCCUACUCCCUUUUGCCCUGGUUCCGAAACCACUACACGAGGUUCCGAACCUGGAUCGACGGCCCUAACCAGGGCAAGAUGAGAAAGGACGGCAAGUGGUUCCAGGAGCCGUACGCCUAUCAGCUGCACUACGAGCAACACAAGGAUCAGUUCCAGGGUCGUGAGGCCGAGAUUUACCGAGCUGUGUUGCCGACUUGCCGGUACUUGAUCCGUCUUCGUUACUCGCUCAUGCAACUGCUCUACGAUGCCAUGUUUGAGAACAUGAUCAACGGUCUGCCGAUUGCCAGGGCCAUGCCCGUCACCGACCAUCUCGACCGCUCUCUUUUCAGCGCCGAUAACCGUCGCUUCACCAGUUCCCAGUAUAUGGUCCGAAAGGAUCUCCUGGUCGCCCCUGCUCUCGUCGGGGAGGAUGGGCGCAAGAAGAAGUCCAGAAAGGUCUACCUGCCGUACCCCGACUCCUGGUACCCCUUGAACCUGCGACCUGACGACCCUCUCGGCGUUCCUCUUGGUCCCGCUGCCUCUGGUGGUCAACGCAUCGAGUACGACUGCCGAAUCUCCGACGACGAGCGCCAACUCCCGUACUCGACUCCCAUGUAUGUCCGUGAAGGCGCCAUCAUCCCCAAGGUCGGCGUCAGGGACUACGUUGCCGAUCCCAGCACGACCCCUCAAAACGCCAACCCCAUCACCGUCCACGUCUACCCCGGAAAGGACAACAUCUACGACAUGUAUCUCGACGACGGAAUCUCCAGGGACAGCGCGCCAAAGAACUCUACAUUGGAGACCGCCGUUGGCGCGCGUCCUUGGUACGGCGAGGCACACCACUACGACGGUCUCGCUGAUGCCCAGGCUAACGACAACUACACAAAGGUCCAGAUCAAGCAGUUCACCCAAAAGAGACUCUCCGACCAAGAGGACUUCGGAAAGUACACCCGCAGACUCACAGCCAACGCGCCCCAUAACAAGUUCGGCGCCGAGGCGUCCAAGUACAUUGGCACAGACUACACCUUUGUCUUUUGGCACCGCGGAGAGAGCAACCUGGACUCCAUCAAGGUCAACGUCACGGGCGCGGACCUCCACUACAACGUCAACCACGGCGUCAGAGCGACCAUUGUUACUGUUCCCAUUUCCGCGGUUCACUCGGAGAAGGGAGUCGAGAUCACGUUGGAGUUUGACGGGGACUAUUAA
Molecule: messenger RNA, 3336 nt
Organism: Colletotrichum abscissum
Lineage: Eukaryota; Fungi; Ascomycota; Sordariomycetes; Glomerellales; Glomerellaceae
Product: alpha-1,4-glucan lyase
Exons: 10
Coding region: 1-3336 (1111 amino acids)
Biological process (GO): carbohydrate metabolic process; N-glycan processing
Cellular component (GO): glucosidase II complex
Molecular function (GO): alpha-glucosidase activity; carbohydrate binding
Source: RefSeq, a predicted model, not a curated record